AUGGAGGACGCCUACAUAAUGGCGACGACAUCGCAGGAAAUGGUGACAGAGUUCUAUGACGAAGAAGGGGAUCCCUGCGAGAUAUCGUUCGCCCCGGCAAGACGAUGGUGGCUGGUGGCGGUGGCCGGAACUUCCUUAUCAGUCAUCUCUUUGAUUACGAACAUGAUCAUUGCCAGAGUGCUGUUGCAAAAGAAGCACGCGCAUUUCUUCUUUCUGGGUCUUUUGGCAGUCAGCGAUACUUUUUUGAGUUUUUGUUAUGGGCCGGUGAUUGCGAUGGAAAUUGUGAGGUACAAUGUGGAGGUAAGGGUAAUUACAUCCAAGCCAAACUUGAAAGUACAGAGAAAGUAAUUUUGGCUACGUUAAUUAUGUGGAAAACAGAGAGUAACAUAGCCAAAUAUAUAUUCAAAUUGAUGCAAAUUUUUUAAUUUAAAAUAUUCAAAUUUCAGGUGUGGAUAACCCGACUAUGGUGGCAUUAUGUAGGCCCAUUACUGUCAUUAUGUCAUGUUUCGAUGACGUUCUCUUGUUUUAUGAUUAUCCUGGCGACCAUCGAGCGUUAUUACAUUACCGUCAAACACCAAUGGCUUACUUGUUUUCGUCAGAAUCGAUGUAAUUUAGCUCUUCUAAUGUUUUUAUUAUCCCUCAUUCUUCGAGGGACUGCAGUAUUCGAAUUCCAAGUAAGUAAUGUUGCCUACGUUGCUAGAAUUACUUUUCCAAACGUAUUUACAUUAGUUAAAGUUCAUUUUUUUGUGAUCAUUGUUUUCAGAUUGUAAAGAAUCACAAUUGUACGGGUGUAAUGGAGUACGACGUCGCCUUGACGGACCUUGUGAACGUCUGGGCCUACGGGACCGUCUUCAGAUUCUACUUUCGGACUGUUUGCACUGUCUUGGUACCCUUUUUCCUGCUGUUAUUACUCAAUAUUAUGAUUGUAAAAAAGUUGAGCAAGCAGAGCAGAUCCCAUAGUAUGUUCAGAUUUGGCAAAACCGAUCAUAAGGUAAGCAUUUCGUUAUUUUUGAGAGCCAAAGGUGUAUUAUUCUAGACAAAAAAGUUUUUUUGUUAUUAUAAAUGCCUGUUUUAAACUUAUGUUAUCUUUUUAACAUCCGAAAAUAAGUUUGUCGUGCCUGGAAAGUAAUUAAUCGUAUUUUAGCAAAAGAUCCGGUCGGCUACCCGACUUCUAGUCUUCAUUGUCAUGGGAUAUCUGAUAGCGAACACUUUGAACGUGGCCAUAACUGCAUGGGAGUUCGUGGAUUUUGAAUCGACCGCAGGGAUGUACGAAGUGAGUUGUGGCCUGUUCUUUUGUGAUGACAUUUUUCGGUCUAAAUAGUUGACUUUGCGUCAUGCAAAAAAAUAAAAAUAUUUCGCUUUAAUGAAGAUGAUUGUAUUGGAAACCAAUUUGCAGUUGUACGAAACCCUGACGGAUAUCAUUUCCAUGUUAUACGUCCUGACUUGUGCUACCAGAAUCAUUGUUUACGCGAUUUGCAACGAGGAAAUUCGAAGUGCCUUAAAAGAAUUUGUGUGCUCAGGAAGUAAGAAGAGCGUCUCCGGAAGUCACGAUUACAAACCCAUCCAGAAGGUGAACCCGGGAAAUGACAGAGAGUAGGUUUUCUUAAAUUGUAAUCCUUCAAAAAUAUUUUUUAGUAAAAUAAGUAGGAAAUUCUAAGUUGAUCGAUGCAUAAUUUAAUAAAGAACUCUCUAAAUUAAAUAUCACCCUAUAAAUUUUAUAAUUACAGUGUAAAUUUUGCAGUUUAUACGAAGAUUCGACGGAACAAGGGACCCAAACAUUGCCCAUGCCCAACAUGGGCACCGACUUUGAUCGAGUCGCUAUAGCCAUGGUCAUUGCCCAUCGUCGCCGAGACCGUCUCAACAGCGCCCCUCAACUCCAAUUCCAUUCCAUCGACGGGUCCACCAACUCGUUGAUGAACAGCCGAUCUUUUAUUAUCUCAAAUCCGUUGGCGGGUACCGAUAACAAUCAUAAUGUGAGCACUGGUACUACUACCAAUUUUCUGGACGUUCCCUAG
This is a messenger RNA of Bursaphelenchus xylophilus (pine wood nematode), 2015 nucleotides long. Lineage: Eukaryota; Metazoa; Nematoda; Chromadorea; Rhabditida; Aphelenchoididae. The record is from the annotation of a GenBank genome assembly.